This is a messenger RNA of Durusdinium trenchii, 657 nucleotides long. The record is from the annotation of a GenBank genome assembly. Lineage: Eukaryota; Dinophyceae; Suessiales; Symbiodiniaceae.
AUGAUCGACCUCACCUGGAAUAAAAUUGGAGACGCUGGUGCUAAGGCAUUGGCUGAGAUGCUAAAGGUGAAUACCACCCUCAGAGUUCUCGGCCUCGGUGCAAAUCAGAUUGGUGACGUUGGUUUUGAGGCAUUGGCGGAUGCCUUGCAGCACAACAAGACCCUCAGCAAACUCAUCCUCGACACGGAUAAUUCGGAGGCAUGGAAUCGAAUCAGGGAGCGCCUCAAGGCAAACCGAGAAGCUGCUGUAGAGGCAUUGGCGGAAGCAUUGAAGCACAAUAAGACCCUCCCCAAGCUCGACCUCGCUACUUAUGGAUUUGGUGUUGCUGAAGUUCAGGUUUUGGCCGAAGCGUUGCAGUUCAACACCACCCUCACCAACCUCAACCUUUCUGGACUUCAGAUUGGUGAUGAGAGUGCUGAGGCUUUGGCAGCUGCAUUGCGGCACAACAAGACCCUCACCAAGCUCCACCUCGGUGCAAAUCAGAUUGGUCGCUGGGGCUUUGAGGCAUUGGCGAAUGCCUUGCAGCACAACAAGACCCUCACCAACCUCGACUUCAACCGGGAUCAUUUUGGCCAUUAUGAAAGCCACCCUUACCAGGCAUGGAAUCGAAUCUGGGAGCGCCUCAAGGCAAACCGAGAAGCUGCUGCAGAGGCUUAA